CCCGGAGUUGUCCGUCCCUCUUGAUCGUCAUUGCGCGACCUGGAAGUGGGGAGUUCAAACGUUCAAGACUGCAGUCUCCACGACCAUGUCUGCCAAGUCCAUAUUUCAAGAAGAGAAAAAUCCACGGGGGAUCCCAAAAGCUCCAUUCAUCGCAAAUGUCGAAGAAUAUCUGGGCGGCCCAGAUGGCGCGGUCGAGGCUCCCCUGAAAAAUUUCCAGGAUGCUAUCGCGAAGUACCGACAUAUGGAUGCCAACCUAACACAACGACGAAAAGGUCUUGAAGACAAGAUCCCUGACAUCAGAAAGACAUUACAUAUGGUGGAGUUCUUGCAAGAAAGAAGAGAAGGCAAGAACAAGAAUGACGAUCUGGAGGAUGAUCUCAGCGACGAGGAGAACUCCGACGAUCUCAAAAAGCCGCUUACCACAACGUUCGAACUAAAUGACACGCUUUUCGCAGAAGCAGAGCUCGAGGACACUGAUACCGUUUAUCUAUGGCUAGGGGCGAACGUUAUGCUAUCGUACAAGUUGGAAGAGGCUGCAUCGCUCCUACGAUCCAAACUGGAUCUUGCAGAGGCCAGCUUAAAAGCUACGAUCGAAGACUUGGAGUUUUUACGAGAGCAGUUGACGGUGAUGGAAGUCAACACUGCUAGAGUCUAUAAUUGGGAUGUUAAGCGGAGAAGAGAGCGUCGACUAGCCGGAGAAGCUGAUGGAAAGAAGGGCAGCUAGGAUUUGUUAUCGCCUACACUUGUUAAUUUUUCGGUUACCCUUUAGCGCUCUGACGUCAACUUUACUUUAUGUACUCAUACGAGCUCAGCGGCGCUCGUUCACUCCCAUCUCGAGCUUUUGAUGACCUUUUCAACUUGUCGCUGUGGGGUAUUGGCAUUCCCGCUACCUGGGAUUGUUGUGCAAGACCGACUGUUGUGUCUGCACCAUCGCUAGGGCUACCCUCUUGGACAUCUCGCAUUGACUACUCAUCGAUGCAUCUUGAAGCAUCUUGAAGCCAGGGUAGCAUAAGCAUGCGA
This is a messenger RNA of Suillus clintonianus, 1020 nucleotides long. Its product is annotated as Prefoldin subunit 3. Gene Ontology annotation, molecular function: tubulin binding. The record is from RefSeq and is a predicted model, not a curated record. Gene Ontology annotation, cellular component: prefoldin complex; cytoplasm. Bases 86 to 724 code for a protein of 212 amino acids. Gene Ontology annotation, biological process: microtubule-based process; tubulin complex assembly; protein folding. NCBI's taxonomy places the organism in Eukaryota, Fungi, Basidiomycota, Agaricomycetes, Boletales, Suillaceae. The transcript has 6 exons.